UUUUUGAUCUUCUGCCAUAUUCCAACAAGAGAGUGGCAGCAAACCUCUUGCAACAAGCGCUUGGUGAUCCUACGCUGGAUGCAAUGUACUUGCUCUCAACAUUCAAACUGCAACCAAAGAGCACAGCCACCAUAUUUGGCCUGUAUUCAUCAACUGACAACAGCAAAUAUUUUGAAUUUACGGUAAUGGGACGGAUGAAUAAAGUGGUGCUGCGCUAUCUGAAGAGCGAUGGGAGGCUGAAUUCAGUGAUCUUUAGCAACAUCCAGCUGGCUGAUGGGAAACCCCAUGCUGUCAUCUUGUGGCUGAGUGGCCUGCAGCAAGGAUCGAACACAAUGGAGUUAUAUCUGGACUGCCUGCAAGUAGGUGCUGUUCAGGACCUGCCAAGAGCGUUUUCAGCACUAUCUCAGAGGCUGGCGACAGUAGAGUUGCGCACUUUCCAGGAGAAGCCACAGGAUACCCUAGAUGAGCUGAAACUGGUAACUGGAGGAACACUUGCCCAAGUGGGGAACCUGCAGGAUUGUUUUCUUCAACAAAUUGAACCUAUUCCUCAGUACACCGGUGAUUUUAAUAGGCAGCUGAUGGGUCAAAUGUUGCAGAUGAACCAACUACUGGGAGAUGUGAAAGACCUUCUCAGACAACAGGUCAAAGAAACAACUUUCCUGAGAAAUACCAUAGCUGAGUGCCAAGCAUGUGGUUUGGGAACUGUGAAUUUUCCAACUCAGCUUCCCAGGCGCAGUAAACCCAAAUGUGAAGUUAAUUCCUGCUUCAGGGGAGUCAGGUGCGUGGAUACAGCAGAGGGAUUUCAGUGCGGCCCCUGCCCUGAAGGGCUCACGGGAAAUGGAGUUAGCUGCUCAGAUAUCGAUGAGUGUCGUUACAACCCUUGCUUCCCUGGAGUGCGAUGUGUGAACACUGCUCCGGGUUUCCGAUGUGAGACUUGUCCCCCAGGAUAUACAGGACAAACUGUGCAAGGGAUAGGAAUCAGCUACGCCAAGACCAAUAAGCAGAUCUGCUUAGAUAUUGAUGAAUGUCAGAAUGGUGGACUUGGACUCUGUGUUCCAAAUUCCCACUGCAUAAACACUUUGGGGUCUUUCCAGUGUGGCCAGUGCAAACCGGGAUAUACAGGAGACCAAGCCAGGGGGUGCCAGGCUGAGAGGAGCUGCAGAACUCGAGCCCUCAAUCCAUGCAGCGUGCAUGCCCAUUGUAUUGAGGAGAGGAGGGGAGAGGUGACAUGUGUUUGUGGCAUUGGCUGGGCUGGUGAUGGUUAUAUUUGCGGAAAAGAUGUUGAUAUUGAUGGCUACCCCAAUGAAGAACUCUCAUGCUCUGCUGAAAACUGCAGAAAGGACAAUUGCAGAUUUGUCCCAAACUCAGGACAAGAAGAUGCUGAUGGCGACGGGAUUGGAGACGCCUGUGAUGAUGAUGCAGAUGGAGAUGGCAUUCCCAACGAGCAGGAUAACUGUGUCUUGGCUCCCAAUGUUAACCAGAGAAAUGGUGACCAGGAUAUCUUUGGAGAUGCUUGUGACAACUGCCGCAAUGUCCUGAAUAAUGACCAAAGGGACACAGAUGGUGAUGGGAAAGGAGAUGCUUGUGAUGAUGACAUGGAUGGAGAUGGUAUUAAGAACCUCUUGGACAAUUGUCAGAGGAUCCCGAACCCAGACCAGGAGGACGAGGAUAACGAUGGUGUUGGUGAUGCCUGUGACAGCUGCCCUACAAUCAGCAAUCCAAACCAGUCAGAUGUUGACAAUGACCUGGUUGGAGAUUCCUGUGAUACCAAUCAGGACAGCGAUGGCGAUGGGCACCAGGACAGCACAGACAAUUGCCCUACCAUCAUUAACAGCUCCCAGCUGGACACAGAUAAGGAUGGCUUGGGCGAUGAGUGUGAUGAGGAUGAUGUUGACCUCUUGCCCCCAGGCCCUGACAACUGCAGGCUGGUCCCUAAUCCAGGGCAGGAAGAUGACAAUGGUGAUGGAGUCGGUGAUAUCUGCGAGUCUGAUUUUGACCAGGAUACAGUGAUUGAUCGGAUCGAUGUGUGCCCUGAGAAUGCAGAGAUCACCCUGACAGACUUCAGGGCCUAUCAGACAGUGGUGCUGGACCCAGAGGGAGAUGCGCAGAUUGAUCCCAACUGGGUGGUUCUGAACCAGGGCAUGGAAAUUGUGCAGACUAUGAACAGUGAUCCUGGCCUUGCCGUUGGUUAUACAGCUUUUAAUGGCGUUGACUUUGAGGGUACUUUUCACGUGAACACGGUGACGGAUGACGACUACGCUGGCUUUAUUUUUGGUUAUCAAGACAGCUCUAGCUUUUAUGUGGUAAUGUGGAAGCAGACGGAACAGACGUACUGGCAAGCAACUCCCUUCAGAGCUGUUGCGGAGCCCGGCAUUCAGCUAAAGGCUGUGAAAUCCAAGACAGGCCCUGGUGAGCACCUCCGCAACUCCCUCUGGCACACAGGGGACACCAUUGACCAGGUCAGGCUGCUGUGGAAGGACCCCCGAAAUGUAGGGUGGAAAGACAAAGUCUCCUACCGGUGGUUCUUGCAGCACAGACCCCAGAUUGGUUAUAUCAGGGCAAGAUUUUAUGAAGGCUCUGACCUAGUGGCAGACUCUGGUGUAACUAUAGACACCACGAUGCGUGGAGGACGGCUCGGAGUUUUCUGCUUCUCUCAGGAAAACAUUAUCUGGUCCAAUCUGAAGUACCGCUGCAAUGACACCAUCCCAGAGGACUUCCAAGAAUUUCAAGCUCAGCAAUUUGGUGUUGGGGAUAUUUAACACGGAAAAGCACACUAACAUUGCUAUUGCAAACAAUAAAACAAUAUAUUUUAAAUCCUUAUAUGACUGUUGUUGUAAAAGUGCACACCGCAGCUUGUUCUCAUUGAUGUGACUAUGUCAGACUUUUUUUUUGUAUAAAAGUGAAAAUAAAAACGAGACAAAA
Apaloderma vittatum (bar-tailed trogon) is the source of this 2922-nucleotide messenger RNA. It is a transcript of the gene THBS4, whose product is annotated as thrombospondin 4. The transcript has 21 exons. Lineage: Eukaryota; Metazoa; Chordata; Aves; Trogoniformes; Trogonidae. Gene Ontology annotation, biological process: cell adhesion. The record is from RefSeq and is a predicted model, not a curated record. The annotation marks the transcript as partial. Gene Ontology annotation, cellular component: extracellular region. Gene Ontology annotation, molecular function: calcium ion binding.